This is a messenger RNA of Salvelinus sp. IW2-2015, 1126 nucleotides long. Lineage: Eukaryota; Metazoa; Chordata; Actinopteri; Salmoniformes; Salmonidae. The record is from RefSeq and is a predicted model, not a curated record.
AUGUACAUUUUUGUGUGUCCGUCCGUCCAGAGGUCACACGGGCGGUGUGUGUCCGUCCGUUCCAGAGGUCACACGGUGAGGGCGGUGUGUGUCCGUCCGUCCAGAGGUCACACGGUGAGGGCGGUGUGUGUCCGUCCGUCCAGAGGUCACACGGUGAGGGCGGUGUGUGAGUCCUUCCACUUCUCCAAAGACGCAGGUUUCAAGGUGGUGUCUCACAUGAUGCCUGACCUCCCUAACGUUGGUAUGGAGAGAGACGUCCAGCAGUUCAUAGAGUUCGUUGAGAACCCAGCGUUCAGGCCAGAUGGGUUGAAGCUGUACCCCACCCUGGUUAUCAGGGGUACAGGUCUGUAUGAGCUGUGGAAGACCGGUCGCUGUAAGAGCUACUCCCCCUCUGCCCUGGUAGAUCCCCUGGUAGAUCCCCUGGUAGAUCGCAUCCUGGCACUGGUGCCCCCCUGGACAAGAGUCUACUGCGUUCAGAGGGACAUCCCCAUGUUUCUGGUGAGCUCUGGAGUGGAGCAUGGUGACCUCCGAGAGCUGGCUCUGGCCAGGAUGAAAGACAUGGGGACGGAGUGUCGAGAUGUGAGAACAAGAGAAGUGGGAAUCCAGGCGAUCCAUCACAAAGUGCGUCCCUACCAGGUUCCAACACCAGGGCUUUGGGAUGAUGCUGAUGGAAGCAGAGCGGAUCGCCAGAGAGGAACACGGCUCCGGGAAACUAGCCGUCAUCUCAGGUGUGGGAACUAGGAACUACUACAGGAAGAUGGGUUAUGAGCUGCAGGGACCGUAUAUGGUGAAACACACCUGGAGGUGUCUGUAGUCAGACUGGGGAAUGAAAACCUGUUUUAGUAUCAUGUCUUGUGCGUGUAUUGGUAAAACAAUAUCUUUAUUUAUUACUAGUAUGUGUUUGUUACCUUGGAGACGCUGCAGAGUACAUGAACGACAAUAUGCUUGUGGUAUCAGAGGGCAGAGGGAAUUGGUCAGCUGAUCCUAGAUCACUUCUACCCAGAGUGAGUACAGCAUACCAGUCUUAAAGAGCUCAUUGCCAAAGUAUCCUUUUAUCUACUGACCCAGAGUCAGAUGAGGCCCUUUAUCUACUGACCCAGAGUCAGAUGAGGCCCUUUAUCUACUG